UCAUAGAAUUCAGAUUAGCAUGAAGGUUAUUCCAGUCAAACAUUCCUACAGCCCACCCCCUUUCCUCCCUUAGAAGGGAUUGAAUUUCCUUUUCAUGUAUCCAUCUGGAACAGGCGAGAAAGCGUGUCAGGAAGAGACGGCGCACCUCUUGAGCUGUCUGCUGAGUGCAGAUUUAUAAUCUGAUGGACAGAGAGAGACCCAGCUAACACUCCACUCUUCCCGUUCAACGCCACGGCUCCAGGGCAGACUGAAAGCACUUAGCCUGAGUUUUGUACCUAAAGAAGAAAAGCAGAGUUCUGAGGACCAUUUCCUGCUUGUUGCAGAGUUGGGGAUCUCUCUUGCAACCCUGGAUCAUGGCCUGGCUGCUUCCUAGGGCUUGCUGCCUAAAAGUCUUCUGUCAAUCCUCUAGAGGACCCUUUUCUUCUGGAAUAGCUAGAGCUUGGAGUGGCGGGCCCCUGACUGCAUAUAUGCCAGAAGCUGCAGCGUUCCCUGGAUCAAGGGACCACCCAGGGCUGUACAAGGUGUCAGUGGAGCAGGCAGAUGAAUUCUGGGGAGCUCUAGGGAGAAACCGACUCAUGUGGAUUAAUCCUUUUCACUCUGUACAAGACUGUAAUCUACAGCAGGGCUGGGUGUCCUGGUUCCUGGGAGGACAACUGAAUGUAGCAGUGAAUUGUCUGGAUCGACAUGUCCAUAUAGCCCCAAACAAAGUGGCCCUGAUCUGGGAGAAAGAUGAGCCUGGGAAAGAAGUUCGGGUUACAUACAGAGAACUGCUUGAGUUGACCUGCCGUCUGGGAAACACCUUGAAACGACAGGGAGUAAAAAAAGGUGACCGAGUCACCAUCUACAUGCCCCCAUGCCCUCUGGCUGUGGCAAGCAUGCUAGCCUGUGCCCGGAUAGGAGCCGUACACACUGUGGUAUUUGCCGGAUUCAGCUCCGAGGCUCUAGCUGACAGGAUCCGGGAUGCGCAGUCAGAGACAGUGAUCACUGUGAAUCAGGGGCUGAGGGGGGGCAAGGUUAUUGAGCUGAAGCAGACAGUGGACCAGGCCGUGCAGACGUGCCCACUGGUGAAGCGAGUUCUGGUUUCCAUGAGGACUGAGCAAAAGGUUCCCAUGUCAAAACUGGAUGUGCCUCUGGAGGAGGAAAUGAUGAAAGAGGAUGUAUGCUGUGAGCCUGCUGCCAUGGAGAGUGAAGACUUGCUGUUCCUUCUCUACACAUCAGGCAGUACUGGCAAACCCAAGGGGCUGGUCCACUCCCAGGCAGGAUACUUGCUCUAUGCUGCCAUCACGCACAAGUAUGUGUUUGAUUACCACGAUGGGGAUGUCUUUGGCUGCGUAGCCGACAUCGGCUGGAUCACAGGGCACAGUUACGUGGUGUACGGCCCUCUGUGCAACGGAGGUACCACAGUCCUUUUUGAGAGCACUCCAGUGUACCCCAAUCCUGGGCGUUACUGGGAAACAGUGGAGAGGUUACGAAUUAAUCAGUUCUAUGGAGCACCCACAGCAAUUCGCUUGCUGCUGAGAUAUGGGGACGAGUGGGUAAAGAGAUAUGACAGAUCUUCCCUCAAGACCCUUGGAUCAGUGGGAGAACCCAUCAACACAGAAGCGUGGGAGUGGUACUUCAACGUGGUUGGGGAUGCACGGUGCCCAGUAGUUGACACAUGGUGGCAAACUGAAACAGGAGGCAUCUGUAUCUCUCCCCGUCCAUCCAGCCCUGGAGAUGAGAUUCUCCCAGGCAUGGCCAUGAGACCACUCUUUGGGAUCAGCCCUGCCCUCCUGGAUGACAAGGGAAACGUCCUAACACAGAACAGCGUCUCUGGAGCCCUCUGCAUCUCUCAGGCCUGGCCAGGAAUGGCACGGACAAUUUACAAUGACCACAAGAGAUUUCUGGAAACCUACUUGAUGCCUUACCCAGGAUUUUUCUUCACGGGAGAUGGAGCCUAUCGUACUAGCCAAGGAUAUUACCAGCUGACAGGACGUCUGGACGAUGUCAUCAGUGUCAGCGGGCACAGGCUAGGCACCGCAGAGCUGGAAGAUAUUGUGAAUCAGCACAGAGCAGUGGCAGAGUCAGCCGUGAUCGCCUUCCCUCAUGAGAUCAAAGGAGAAGGAGCAUAUGUGUUCAUUGUGCUGAAGAAGGGGACUGAUGUCUCUCAGGAGAGGCUGAGCAAUGAACUCAAGGAGCUGGUCUCAAAGAAGAUUGCAAAAUACGCAAGCCCUGAAUAUGUUCAGGUCACAAAGCGGCUCCCCAAGACCCGUUCAGGUAAGAUUAUGCGCCGUGUCCUGAAGAAGAUUGUAGAGGACAAGGCAGAUGAGCUUGGGGACCUGACCACCUUAGAUGACCACGAGGCUGUGGAGGAGAUCAUCAAGGGACACAAGCGCCUCCUGCAGGAGGAGCAGGGCCAGUAACAUGAGUGCUCUCUGCUCCCCUUUUCUUCACGCUUCCCACCCCCAUCAAAUUUGGGACCUAGUCUAGAAAAAGCCAAUCAGUAGGCACCAGUAAUUCAGCUGAGAUCAGACUUUUAUUUUUUACACCAGCACUGAAGACCUUGGACUAAACCUCCAAAGCAGACCGCUCCUCUGAGAAGUGACCAUGUCUGGGGGCAGUAGGAGUGAGGGUGAGGCAGGCAGAGGGGCUGAGGAAGGGGGUCCUGCUUCCUUCCUGAGAAGCAGAAGGCCCUAGUGAGAAGCCACAAUACCUCUCCCAGCAUCUGGAUAACGAGAAAGGAGGCAGAGGGGGGAGGUUGGUUAACCCCAGAUUGGAGGCCUCUCUUCAGGAUGUCUCCCAGCUCCAGCAUGUCCAUGUAGAACACUAAUCGCUGACACUUUUCCGGCAGCUGCUCCAAACCCACUGCCACAGCACUGUGUCUGUGUGGGGGAGGGGUGUCGGUGCAGACAGAGUCGGCCUUUCUUUGGAGUUUGAGAACUGCAGCAUGGGGUGCAGGGAUCAGGUGCCUGCCAGGCUGCACAGGGAGAAGUUUGACCCCAGGGUCUCCCCUGGCCAUACACCCCUGCACACCUAGCAGGAGGAGAGUGGGUGCACAGGAAGGGAGGACCCAGGGGCUGGCCCCCUGGCUCUGCAGGCAUGAGCCCAGCUGACCUGCACCUUCCAGAAAGGCUGGCAGCUCAGGGCAGCACUGCUCACCCCCCGCCCAGCGCCACCAGCUUGUGGCACUCGGACGCUGCAUCCUCCCCCACCCCGAUGCCCUAGGCAGUCGCCCACAUAGCCCACCUGUAAGGCCAGCCCUAGUGCAGGAUGACAGGAGGCGGUGGCGGCUGCUGUCUGGCACCAGCUCAGGCUGCUUGAUGAAUGCUGACACACAUACCCCAUGCGAACAGGCCCAGGAUUUUCAUGCAAAAUGCUUCUAGUGAGGUUCAUCCUGGGGUGAGAUGACACAAACUCCAUGGACUAAUCCACCAUGUGCUGAGCACGGCCCUGAACAGAAUGAGGAGACAUGGGCCCUGUCCAUCCAAACAGAUUCCAGCCUCAGGCCCAGAUGAUAAUGGUCCCUGUGGAGACCAUGGUCCUUUCUGAGCCAGCAUCACACUGCAGUCAAAUGCAGGCAGCACUGGCCCUGCUUUUGCAUAGCACCAAAUGAUGCCUUCUCCUGGCACCCAGAAGUUCUCCCACUCCAUCCAAAGUUAUCCCCUCUCAAAAGCAGCAAGAAGUGGGGCUCCUUCUGCUCCCCCCUACCACGAUAGGCAGGAAGAGGGGAUCAGAUGCCAGGGGAAUGGUUUGGGGAGAAGCCCACUCUCUGGGAGGGACAGAAGCCUCCACUCUCAGCAGCACCCAACAAGCAGCAGUUUGGACAACAGGCAGAAAGAAAAGACUCAGCCCUGGUUCCUUCAGUCAAAUCCAGAAACCAUCACCUUCCUCCCUGAAUACUUAUUGGCUCCUGGUGGCUCUGCAGUUCCUACAGUUCUACUAAUCAGGUAUCUCCUGUGGCGCAGGUAGUUUCUGCAGCUCCUGGGUAAUUAACCAGUCGCAAGCCUCAGUACUUUUUUCAGCAUCCCUCACUGGCUGGGAGCCGCCUCACUCUCUCGGUUCUUGUUAGUUCCCAUCUUCCUCUUCCGGAGAGUUUCAAAAUCCAACUGUGAAACUGCAAUUCAGCAACACACAACUGAGUGCCUUGGCUUCAAAGUGGGGGGGGGGGGAUCCACUUCCUCCCCAGGAGCUGACCCAUAUACACCCCACCAUCUCUCUCCCUCCCUGCCCAACUCCAUGCCAUCCACCCACUGACAACAUAUGCCUCGCCCAUUCAUCCACCUGCCCUUCCCUGCCCUGUUCAGUCCCACAUGCAGUCCAGGAGCUAACAGGCCCCACACUGCUGAUGGAAAUAGGUCUGCCACUCUCUGUCUCACCUUUUCCAGGCUGGUGCGAUGUCCCACACUGACUAGUGUCAUCCCCAGCUGAGCGCAGGUGCAGUAUAGCUCAUUCUCCACCUCCUCUGUCAGAGCACUGGUGGCUUCAUCCAACACUGAGAGCAAAGCAGAAAGCCCCAUCAACAUGGCAUCAUCCAAGGACUACAACCACUCAGGCUAGCUAGCCAGCCCAACCAAUCCCUGCCCUCCAGCCUGCUCUUCCCUAUAGGUGUGAAUUCUGGACUGAGCAGCUGUUGAGAACAUUGCUCACAUGCUGCAUGGAGCUGUCAAGGCUGAAACCUCCAUGGAGGGACUCUUAGGCAAACUACAAAAGGUACCAGAGAAGCAGAGCAGGGACCUUUGUUCACCACUGGUCCCAGCUCCCAAAGCUACUAUCUGCUGAAGGGGAAACCUGGUCUUCCCAAAAGGACUCCUACUCCAGCCAAAAGAAUGCAGCUUGCGUCAUGUACCCCCUCCAUCACAGCCAGAUGCCAGUGAGUAUCACCGGGGUUUUUCUUUCCCUAAGAACCUUCAAAUACCUUAUAAUCUGGGGAAGUCUCCCCUAUGAGAAACUCUCCAGGGCUGGCGACACUGGGGAAGCUAGAACCCCAGGGCCAUUCACUCCACAAACUGGACCUCAAUUCUGUGGCAAUGUUUCUGAAUUCAGCUACAAGCUGGUGGGGCAGACUGGAAAUUCUGCAGCCAUUUCACUUAAAUUAAAAAUGAAGAGGUUUAUGAAUACUACAGUCCUGGAGUCCUUGGGGUAUUGGUUAGAGAUUAAACUGAAUUUAUUUUACAGAC
Chelonia mydas (Green sea turtle) is the source of this 5156-nucleotide messenger RNA. Its product is annotated as acetyl-coenzyme A synthetase 2-like, mitochondrial. The record is from RefSeq and is a predicted model, not a curated record. Bases 354 to 2402 code for a protein of 682 amino acids. Gene Ontology annotation, molecular function: AMP binding; acetyl-CoA synthetase activity. Gene Ontology annotation, cellular component: mitochondrion. NCBI's taxonomy places the organism in Eukaryota, Metazoa, Chordata, Testudines, Cheloniidae. The transcript is spliced from 14 exons.